Molecule: messenger RNA, 3380 nt
Organism: Suricata suricatta (meerkat)
Lineage: Eukaryota; Metazoa; Chordata; Mammalia; Carnivora; Herpestidae
Gene: SLC5A6
Product: solute carrier family 5 member 6
Exons: 19
Coding region: 824-2743 (639 amino acids)
Biological process (GO): sodium ion transport; pantothenate transmembrane transport; biotin transport
Cellular component (GO): membrane
Molecular function (GO): sodium-dependent multivitamin transmembrane transporter activity
Source: RefSeq, a predicted model, not a curated record
GCAGGUGGCAGGCCAGGCUUUGCCACCACCUCUUCACCAAACUGUGGAGACCCAGCAAAUGGGACGGGCCAGCGCAAGGGGGCCGGUGCCUAGAGGCUCCCGAGAGUGGCGCCAGGGCAGGGAGGGGCGGGGCUUGUCGGCCCCCCUCGUGGUGGCGCGGGUUCUGAGUUGCGAGCCUCGUGGUGGUAGUGGUUAAGCCAACUCACGUGUGGAGGGAAGGCGAGAAGCCAGCAAAUAAAGAGGAAAAACGCCCCGAUGCUGAUCUCGAGAAAAACGACCGGACUUUCUUAGCCCUGGCUGAACCGCGGAGCCUUCCGGGAAGGUUGUCUACACUUCGUGCUCUCAAGAAGCUCCACCAACUCACCCCAGAAGCAGAGGGUCAUCAGUUCUGGGCCAGAACAAACAGCUGCUGAGCUUCGCUUCACCCCUAAUUCCGGAUUUCACCUCCGCCGCUUACAGAGCCAGACCCUCAGCUUCAGCCCAGCUCCAGACACACGCAGCUUCUCCAGGCAGUGCUGCCUCAGAACAAGGAUUACUUCUCUAGGACCUGCAGGCCUCCAAGGGCUGUACAGAACUGGCUGGUCCAAGUCUGACCUGUUGGAUACACAGGCCUGAGGGCGGAUGUGCAUGAAGGCAGGAUAGGCCUGACCAGGAGCUGAUUCCUUUGCAGCUCACCUUGGACAAUGUCACUCGGUGGAGGAGAAGGACUGUGAGACCGGGACUGGAAGCCAGGUUGUAGCCACUUGCCUGCUGUUGCCCAGCUGAGUGGCAGCCCAGAGCCCAGGAGCAGCAAGUGGCUAUAGGUCACAGACACAGUGAAGAUAUGAGCGUGGGGAUCAGCACCUCUACUCCCCUGCUUCCAGCCUCAGACACAGAUGUGGUCACAUCUACCUUCUCCGUUGUGGACUAUGUGGUGUUUGCCCUGCUGCUGGUUCUUUCCCUUGCCAUUGGGCUCUACCACGCCUUUCGUGGCUGGGGCCGGCAUACUGUUGGCCAGCUGCUCAUGGCAGACCGCAAAAUGGGCUGUCUUCCUGUGGCUCUGUCGCUGCUGGCCACCUUCCAGUCAGCUGUGGCCAUUCUGGGUGUGCCGUCUGAGAUCUACCGAUUUGGGACCCAGUAUUGGUUCCUGGGCUGCUGCUAUUUCCUGGGGCUGUUAAUCCCUGCACACGUCUUCAUCCCAGUCUUCUACCGCCUGCAUCUCACCAGUGCCUAUGAGUAUCUGGAGCUUCGAUUCAAUAAGGCUGUGCGGAUUUGUGGGACCGUGACCUUCAUCUUUCAGAUGGUGAUCUACAUGGGGGUUGUGCUCUAUGCACCAUCGUUGGCCCUCAAUGCAGUGACUGGCUUUGAUCUAUGGCUGUCAGUGCUGACCCUAGGCAUUGUCUGUACUGUCUACACUGCUUUGGGUGGAUUGAAGGCAGUCAUCUGGACAGACGUGUUUCAGACGCUGGUCAUGUUCCUAGGGCAGCUGGUGGUUAUCAUUGUGGGAGCAAACGCGGUGGGCGGCUUGGGGUCCGUGUGGGAAGUGGCUUCUCAGCAUGGCCUCAUCUCUGGGAUCGAGCUGAAUCCAGAUCCUUUUGUACGGCACACUUUCUGGACACUGGCUUUCGGGGGUGUCUUCAUGAUGCUCUCCUUGUAUGGGGUGAACCAGGCUCAGGUGCAGCGCUACCUCAGUUCCCGCACAGAGAAGGCUGCUAUACUCUCCUGCUAUGCAGUCUUCCCUUGCCAGCAGGUGGUCCUCUGCAUGAGCUGUCUCAUUGGCCUGGUCAUGUUCGCCUAUUACCAGAAGAAUCCCAUGAGCACCCAGCAGGCUCAGGCAGCUCCUGACCAGUUCGUCCUGUAUUUUGUGAUGGAUCUCCUGAAAAAACUGCCGGGCCUGCCUGGGCUCUUUGUUGCCUGCCUCUUCAGUGGUUCCCUCAGCACCAUAUCCUCUGCUUUUAAUUCAUUGGCAACUGUUACGAUGGAAGAUCUGAUCCGACCCUGGUUCCCUCAGUUCUCUGAAGUCCAGGCCAUCAUGCUUUCCAGAAUCCUUGCCUUUGGCUAUGGGCUACUUUGUCUGGGAAUGGCCUAUAUUUCUUCUCAGAUGGGACCCGUGCUGCAGGCAGCGCUCAGCAUCUUCGGCAUGGUUGGGGGACCACUGCUCGGUCUCUUCUGCCUUGGAAUGUUCUUUCCUUGUGCCAAUCCUCCUGGUGCCAUCGUGGGCCUAUUGGCUGGACUUGUCAUGGCCUUCUGGAUUGGCAUUGGGAGCAUAGUGACCAAGAUGGCCUCUGGCAUGGCACCCUCUCCCUCUAAUAUAUCCAGCUUUCCCCUGCCUACCAACCUGACCACCAUUGCCAUGACCACACUGAUGCCCUCAACCACUCAUUCCAGGCCUACAGGGCUGCAACAGCUCUACUCUUUGUCGUAUUUAUGGUACAGCGCUCACAACUCCACCACAGUCAUUGUGGUGGGACUGAUUGUCAGUUGGCUCACCGGGGGAAUGCGGGGCCGGACCCUGAACCCUCGGACCAUUUCCCCAGUGGUUUCAAGACUUGUUGAGCUCCUGCCCCUGUCCUGUCAGAAGCGAUUUCAUUGCAAAAACUACAGCCAGGUAGACCUCUCGGUGGAUAUCCCUGCCUUUCCAGAAAAGAUGAGUAAUGGAGUGUUGAAGAAUGGCAGAGACAAGGAGGCCAUGGCCGUGCCUGAGGAAGGCUCAGCCCACCAGGGGAGCAGCCCCACCUUCGUCCUCCAGGAGACCUCACUGUGACCUGGGUUCGGGUCACAGUCCCAGCCUAUAGGAUAGUGAUGAGUCACGUGAUGCAUCAUGCAGAGACAAUCGAGGACUAGAUUACCUAGCCCACCAAAGGACCUUGUUCUUAGAUGUUUGUGCGGCAGUGGAACAUGGCAUGGGAAGUGUGAGGGUAGGACAGGGUUUUUCCUUGUCCCUUGACAGUCCCUUCUCUAGAAGACCAGGCUUACAGUGGACAGGAUUUUGCUAGAAAAGGGCAUAGGUGCAAAUCCUCUGGGAAAUGGGUGAUUGUUUCUGAUUAAUCAUCGUCAGGGUCCUUCGAAGUGACUAGAAACUGCAGUGCUGGUUAUUACUGUCCGGGGCCUGAUUCGACAAGGUUGGCCAUGUUUACUGCUAAAUACAAAGCUGCCUUGGCCAGCUGUUGAUUCUCUUGCAUAAGCAUAGUUUCUGUCAGCCACAGACGGCCAGUGACUACAUUUAGGCUGUCUGCGACACCCGGGCCCCUCUCAUUCUUACCGUCUACCUCUAUCCUUGAGGCAGAGGGUUUGUUGUCCCAGAGAGUCCUCUCAGAAUAGACCGGUACGGGGCGCCUGGGUGGCUCAGUCAGUUGAGCAUCUUGACUUUGGCUCAGGUCAUGAUCUCACGGUUCAUGAGU